GCGUGCGCAGACCCUCCUGUGGAGGGCGGCGUUGUCGGGAGCGCGCACGGGCCGCGAUCCCGGAGCCGCGGCCAUCCCAGCACCUGGAGCUUAACACCUUGGCAUUGCCCUUUUCCACGUGAAGCUCAGCCAUGACUGACCAAGAGUUCAUUUUCUGCAAGUGGAAGAGGCGUCUGUGGCCAGCCAAGGUUUUGUGCAAACCUGGAGUUGCUGGGAGCAGUCCUGUUGCCACCACAAAAAGGAUGGGAUUUAAAGCUGAAAUCCUUGGCUUGGAGAAGCAGGUCAGUGUGAGCUCUGCAAACGUGGUUCCCCUGACAGAGGAGAGGAUCAAGGCCAUCGCCUCCACCCUGGAGCAAAAGAAAACCAUGAGUGAGGCCGUGGAGGAGCUGCAAUAUCGCUGUUCCCUUAAAAUUGCCCUGGAUAUUCUCCAUGAGACUGACUCCAGCACUCAAAUGCCACCUGCAGAAGGACCAAAUCCUGAAUUUUCCCGGGAGAAAUCUGCCCCACCCAACCCCUCCCACAGCCUCUCGCUGCGCUCUGGCUCGAAAAAAUCAGAACCUGAGGCUGCCAGGAGGAAAAGGAAAGCUCAAAAUAACUCUGGGAUGAAGGAUGAUCCCAAAGCACGCAGCCAGGGAGGUUCUGUGGCUCCAGGGAGGAGUGGGAAAGCACCUGGAGGUGGCACAAGCCCUGCCAGGUGUGGUGCCAGGGACUCGAGUGUGGCACCAGCCCCUGAUGGUCACAACUGCAAAAAAGCAGAACCAAAAUCGUCACCCAGACAGAGAAAAAUGCAGCCCAAAAUGGGCAAUGGAGUCUCCUGUAAGGCAGAGGUUGGAAAAAAUCAGCAAGGAAGGAAAAGAAGAUGGAGGGAUGAUUCCCCCCAGGAUCAAGCACAGGUGGCUCCUGAGGAGGGGUCUCCCUCUGUCCCCUCUAGAUCUGGCACUGUGGAACCUUCCAGAAAGAAAGGAGCUCGGCCUGGGAGAGCAUUCCUGGAUUCCUGCAGUGAAACUGCCUCGGAUGAGUUGGAGAAAAGCAUCAGCAGUGAGAGUGAGAGCCUGGCAAAGCAGCUGGAUGGGAGGAGAGAGGCAGAGGGUGGCAAACACCCGGAUGGGGCAGACAGGAAAUGCAGGAACCACCCUGGAUCCUCACCUGGACCUUCUGGUGCCUUCCCUCAGCCCCAGGAGCAGGAAAACCAGGAUCCCUCACACCUGCCUGGGAAUAAAGCCCCUGACUCUGAGGAAGAUGAAGGGCUGGAAGCCUCUGGGAUGUCUUCCAGGAGAGUUUCCUCGGAGAGCCUCCCUCCACUCUCACCUCUGGCCGAUGAAGAGGAGGAAAAUUUCCCCAGUGUUCUGUCCCAUCGAGAACCCAAAUUCUUCGAGGAAGGGAUGUUGGUGUGGUGCAAGCUGCGGCGCUAUCCCUACUGGCCAGCCGUGGUGAAAGCAGUGAAGAGGAAGCACCGGAGGGCCUGUGUGCUCUUCAUAGAUGGCACCACAAACGAGAAGAAAAAAGGUUUCUCAGUGUCUCUGAAGAGCCUGAAGCACUUUGACUGUGAGGAGAAGCAGGAGCUCAUUGAACGAGCCAAGGAGAAUUACUGCAGGGAGAUCGAGUGGUGCCUCCAGCUGAUCCAGGACUAUCGGAUCCGAGUGGGCUGUCGUUCUUUCACUGGGUCCUUCCUGGAGUAUUUUGCUGCUGAUAUCAGCUACCCAGUGAGGAAAGAGGGCUACCAGAGUGUGGUGCAGAUGGCAUUCCCAAACACAGGGGAGGAAGGGGCUGGAGAGUCUUCCUCAGACACCUCCCCACAGAAACCCCCCAGGAAACUCCUCCCUGACAGGACCAGAGCUGCCAGGGACAGGGAGAACAAGAAGCUGGUGGAGUUCAUAGUGAAGAGCAAAGGGGCUGAAGAGCAUCUCCUGGGGAUCUUGAAAAGUGGCAAACAAUCGCGCUGGCUGAAGAAAUUCCUGAAUUCCAGCCGCUACAUUACCUGUGUGGAGACUUACCUGGAGGAUGAGGAGCAGCUGGACCUGGUGGUUGGGUACCUGAAGGAGGUCUACAGGGAGAUGGACACCAAGAACCUGCACCAGAUCCUGGGGGAUGGCAUCAGAUUCAUCUCAGAUGUGCUUUUACCUGAGGCCAUCAUCUGUGCCAUUGCUGCUGUGGAUGACAUUGAUUAUGAGAAGGCAGAAGAGAAAUACAUUAAAGGACCACCUGUGAGCAAAAGAGAGAGAGAAUUGUUUGAUGAACAAGUCCUGGGAAGCAAAAAGCUCAAGACUGAGCCAGAGCCUGCGGAGAGCUGAGGAGUGGCCAGGGCUGUCCUGGGGGCCACCAGGUGUAAACCAUUGGUGAUUUGUAUAAAAUGUGGCAUUCUUUGUAAAGUCUGUGUGUAAUAUUCCCAAAUCCUCUGCUCCCAGCUCUUGCUGCUUCAUGGCCUCGCUGUGUUCAGGAUCCAGUGGAUCCUCAUCCAUCAGUGCCCUCCUGGGGGGCUGCCAGAGACCCCCAGGGCUGUGCAGAGCUUCUGCUGCUCCACCAGCUUCCACGUGGGUUCUUUCAGCCAAACACCCAACUUGGGAAUGGACCUUGUCCUGUUUUGUGGCCUCCCUGCUCCUGAUAAAUCCAGGGGGCUCCUGGCAGGGAAAUCAGAUUGGUGCCCAGAGCUGGAUCACAAACACUUGGGUUCUUGUUUUGUCCUCACAAGUAAAAUUCCAUGGGGAAGGAAUCCAGGUUUGCUCAAACAAAAACAUUCCCUUUUCCUCUCACUGAACCAGUUUAUUGCCUCUUGUGAGGCUGUGAAUUUUGGGAGGCUUUUAAUUGUCUUUUUCUCAUCUAAAUUCCCAAUUUAAUCCCGCCCAGGUCCCUGCUCCCUGUUGUUGGAGCUGUGGCACAUGGAAGCAGUGUCACCAAGAACUAAUUAAUGAUGAAUUAUGAUAAAUGAUACAUAAAACCCCCUGAUUAGGGUUUUUCUGUGAUAAUGAAAUAUGAUCUCCUUGCUUGUCCAGUAAAACCCAAGAUGAUUUGAAAUGAAGAAGUUGAAAUUGGGAUCCAGAUGUCUAUCCUGGCUGUAGUAAUUAUCUGAAUAUAUUUUAAUUACACUUUUAAUUGCUCUGUGCUCUCUAAUGAGUUUUUCCAUGGAAUCCUUAUUCCCAUUAUCUCAAGUACCUCAAUUAUAGGGACAGGCCAGGAAGUGUGAGGGUUUUAUUAAAGCCUGUGAGGAGGGAUAAUGAAUUUUGUGGGUUAAGAUAAAAAAUUAAUGAUGGAGUUAACUCAGAGCUGUGAGUGGCACUUUCCCUUUGGAGAUGGAAAGGGGAGGGACUGCCUGCCCCUCAUCCCAGUGCUGUGGGGUCAUUUGGAAUUGGGGGGGUUCAACUUCCCCCUCCUUUCCAUGAACCCUGUGAUCCCUUUUCCAUCAAAACUCCUCGAGUUCUGCAAGGAUCGUGUUCCAGACCUCACCUUCCCUGCAGCUGUGGAAUCCUGGAAUGGUUUGGGGUGGAACGGACCUUGAAGGGCAGCCAUGGGCAGGGACACCUCCCACUGUCCCCCUGGGUGCUCCAGCCUAGCCUUGGGCACUGCCAGGGAUCAUCCUGAGCUUGUGCCACCCCCUUGCAGUGCUGCCCCACCGGUCACUCGCUGGGACUGGGCACCAGGCUCAGCCUCACCAUGUAUCAAUCAUGUGGAUCAAUAAAGUGGGAUGAAGUGAUUCAUCAACA
Messenger RNA from Melospiza melodia melodia, 3698 nucleotides. RefSeq names its product PWWP domain containing 3A, DNA repair factor (gene PWWP3A). Bases 132 to 2291 code for a protein of 719 amino acids. The record is from RefSeq and is a predicted model, not a curated record. The transcript has 15 exons. Lineage: Eukaryota; Metazoa; Chordata; Aves; Passeriformes; Passerellidae.